This is a messenger RNA of Gorilla gorilla gorilla (western lowland gorilla), 9527 nucleotides long. It is a transcript of the gene RRAGD, whose product is annotated as Ras related GTP binding D. Gene Ontology annotation, biological process: cellular response to starvation; positive regulation of TORC1 signaling; negative regulation of autophagy. The coding region runs from base 451 to 1653 and encodes 400 amino acids. NCBI's taxonomy places the organism in Eukaryota, Metazoa, Chordata, Mammalia, Primates, Hominidae. Gene Ontology annotation, cellular component: Gtr1-Gtr2 GTPase complex; nucleus; lysosome. The transcript has 7 exons. Gene Ontology annotation, molecular function: GTPase activity; GTP binding. The record is from RefSeq and is a predicted model, not a curated record.
CAGGGGCCCCGCGCCUCUCCGGUCUCCUCGUGCGUGUGCGUGUGCGUGUGCAUGUGUGUCCUCGGCCCAGCGCCCCGCCGAGUGGUGCCCGCGGCCGGGCGAGCGCGCGCGCGCCCGUGCGGGGUGUGUAUGUGAGUGUGUGACAGUGUGUGUCAGGUGACUCGGGUCACGCAGUCUCUCUCUCUCCCUCCUCCGGGAGGAACUGCCGCGCUCCGGCUGACUCCUCCGCCGGCGGGCGGGGCGGGGGAGGGGGCUUCGGGCGCGCUGGGAACCGCGGGACCCGGACCUGGGCGCCGCCCGCCGGGGGACGCGCGGCCCCCGCUUCCGCCGGGCCCCGCUGAGCUCUAGACAAACCUCCGCUUCAGAAAUAGGCUGCGGGCGGCCGGCUAGGAGGCUUGGCCCCCACCCCGGGACCCCCGCCGUCCCCGGGCCGGUCGGCCGGUGGGCGCGAUGAGCCAGGUGCUGGGGAAGCCGCAGCCGCAGGACGAGGACGACGCGGAGGAGGAGGAGGAGGAGGAUGAGCUGGUGGGGCUAGCGGACUACGGAGACGGGCCCGACUCCUCCGACGCCGAUCCGGACAGCGGCACAGAGGAGGGAGUUCUGGACUUCAGUGACCCCUUCAGCACUGAAGUGAAGCCGAGAAUCCUGCUCAUGGGCCUGAGGAGAAGCGGCAAGUCGUCUAUUCAGAAAGUUGUCUUUCACAAAAUGUCUCCCAACGAAACUCUGUUCUUGGAGAGCACUAAUAAGAUAUGCCGGGAAGAUGUUUCCAACAGCUCCUUUGUCAAUUUUCAGAUUUGGGACUUCCCAGGACAGAUUGACUUUUUUGACCCUACAUUUGACUAUGAGAUGAUCUUCCGGGGAACAGGAGCACUGAUAUUUGUCAUUGACUCACAGGAUGAUUACAUGGAAGCCCUGGCCAGGCUCCACCUCACGGUGACCAGGGCCUACAAAGUGAAUACCGACAUCAACUUCGAGGUGUUUAUUCAUAAAGUGGAUGGUCUGUCAGAUGACCACAAAAUUGAAACCCAAAGAGAUAUUCACCAGAGGGCAAACGAUGACCUUGCAGAUGCUGGAUUAGAAAAAAUUCACCUCAGCUUUUAUCUGACAAGCAUAUAUGAUCAUUCAAUAUUUGAAGCUUUUAGCAAAGUGGUUCAGAAACUGAUUCCACAACUCCCAACUCUGGAGAAUUUGCUGAACAUCUUUAUCUCAAAUUCUGGAAUUGAAAAGGCAUUUCUAUUUGAUGUGGUCAGUAAAAUUUAUAUUGCAACUGAUAGUACUCCGGUGGAUAUGCAAACCUAUGAGCUCUGCUGUGAUAUGAUAGAUGUGGUUAUUGACAUCUCUUGUAUUUAUGGUCUCAAAGAAGAUGGAGCAGGAACCCCCUAUGACAAGGAAUCCACAGCCAUCAUAAAGCUUAAUAAUACAACCGUGCUUUAUUUAAAAGAGGUGACAAAGUUCCUGGCUCUCGUUUGCUUUGUCAGAGAGGAAAGCUUUGAAAGAAAAGGGCUAAUUGACUAUAAUUUUCAUUGCUUCCGGAAAGCCAUUCAUGAAGUUUUUGAGGUGAGAAUGAAAGUAGUAAAAUCUCGAAAGGUUCAGAAUCGGCUGCAGAAGAAAAAGAGAGCCACCCCUAAUGGGACCCCUAGAGUGCUGCUGUAGGUGAGGUUUCAGGAACGUCUUUUGAAAUCAGACUUUAUCCAUGAGGCUGCUGCGCCAUGUUGCACUAAAGGAAGAGGAAGAAGGAGAUUGGGACACAUACCAUUGAUUUGUUGCUAAAAAAAAAAAAAAAAUUCCUGCAACCCUCUUGAUCUUCUCUUUUAUAAAUAAAGUAAGCACUUUGAAGCAAAAACUUGUAUAUUAACAGUGAUGUGAAAUCCAUUGUCAUUUCAUUACACAAAUGUAAACUUCUAUGGUCUGUAGUCAAAAAAAUCCCGUGUGAGAACUGCCAGGAAUUGUACAUAUUUUGCACUUUUUCAUGUUUCUCAUUGAACUGAACUUUGAUAAAACGACUUUUCUAAGCUUUUUUUCUGUACUUGGUGUCAAGGACAUGCAUACUGUAGUCCAUAUCUAUAUGGCAAUCAGAAAUUAAUCAAAAAGUGAUGCAUUGGUAAUGACUUUUUGUAAAUUUGGAAAUCUUUGCUACCAAUUGUUGAGAAAAAUCAUUUUUCAGUGGAGCUGGAACAGAUUGGAGCUACAAGCUCCAGGAGCAAUAAGAACUGUCCCCUAUUUAUAAUGGGUGUAAACAGUUUUGUAGAAUAAUGUUAGCACCAGACUUACCUAAAAAUUUCUAUAGCAGUGGCUGUGCUUCCCUGCUCAACGGUUUUUAUGAAGCUGUUUACCUCAACACACAUCUCUAUAAUCACUUUAUACAGAGAGGUUAUUUCUUUUUGUUGCAUUAGUAUUCUUUUGAAACUUUGGGACCAGAUUUCCAAAAUGGUGCCGAUCACUGGAGAGAAGUAAGAAUGUCACUGAAUUGUAGGGUUUCUGGAGGCUUUUCUGUACCUACCACCCAGGGCUAAAGUAACAUCAGAGGCCUCAAGUUGUCCCAAAAGUAUGUGAUUGGCAACUGCAGACUAAAAAACAUAUAUACAAUUCUGGACUUUUGGCCCUGUGCGAUGGUCUGGUGUGCUGCAUUUAAAAUGCUUAUUCAGGACCAGUUCUUUAUUGCUCCAUGACCAUAGUGAAUAGAACAAAUCGCAGAACCCCACCAUGGAGCUCAAUCCUGUUAGUCACUUUUGUCACCUCCACAUCUCCUUCUCACUGGUGAUAACAUGCCUCAUGUACUCCACUUGUUCCCACCUUAUGAUUAAGCCAAGCUCAGCCUGCCACCAGCAUGCUCUGCAAGGCUGAAGAGUCAUCCUGAAGACCCCUGAAGGUCAGUGGGAAAAGGAUGGCUGGAGAGACAUUACAAUUAGCUGUGUAAUUGUUUCUGUGAAAUUAUUUCACUUAUGUUUACUUUAGACUAACAGGAAAUUAAGAGUCCUAAAUCUACCCCUAUGCCAAAUCAUUCCAAGUAGAUAAUUUUAUGUGCAUCUCAAGGGUUAGCACCCUCUAAGGCAUGCUUGUGGGGCAUUAGAAAAUGAGAUUUUUUUUUUUUUUAAAGCAGAGCCUCCUAAGAACAUCAAAGUUGGUCCUAGCAAAAUAUAUAAAGUCUCUAAAGCAACUUAUACUUGAAACUUUUUUUUUUUUUUUUUUUUUUUUUUUAGAGGGGGGCCUCAUUCUGUUGCUUGUGCUGGAAUACAUCGGUACAAUCAUAGCUCACUGUUACCUCUUGGGCUCAAGGGAUCCUUCCACCUCAGCCUCCCUAGUAGCUAGAACUACAGGUGUGCACAACCACGCCCGGCUAAUUCUUAAAUUUUGUUUUUGUAGAGACAGGAUCUCACUGUGUUGCCCAAGAUGGUCUCAAACUCCUGGCCCCAAGCAAUCCUCCUGCCUUGGCCUCCUCAAAUGCUGAGAUUACAGGCCUGAGCUACCAUGCCCAGCCUAAACUUUCCCACUUCUCUCUGUGGCUUCUUUCCAACCUCUCUCCUUCCUCUCCCCAAGUCCUGUUUCUUUGAAGCUGGUAACUGAAUUUAAGAUGAUAUCUGGUUGGUGUUUAAGGUUUUAGCCUCCCAAGGGUCUGUGCAUUUUGAAAGGAGAUUUCUAAAAAUAAUUAAGGUGCCCUAACUCCUUUCCUCAUGAUUCCUACUCCGAAACCUGGAUGGUUAGGAGCCCAAGGCUCCCUGAUUUCCAGAGCUAUAUCCUGUUGGACCUUUGCCAACAGACCUGGCACUUAUGGGCUAUUGUUAUAAAUCUAAUUCUCUAAUAUUUUUUACAUGUUGUUUCACUUUGAAUAAGCAAAUGAAGAAUCAGUUUUCUAAUUUGACUUUAUCCUCAAGCUAGAGACACUAGCCUAUUUGGUAAAUCACACAUUACUUAGGUAUAUUUAUUACUAUAACCAGGUUGGAGCUUCCAUGUUUAAGCUGGGUAUAUGAUGGGUUUUUGUUAAAAUGUGCCUUAAAAAGCCUAUUACUUCAAGAGCAAAUGAUUCUUUGGGGGAAAGGCAAAAAUAAUUCUAUGACAUAGGGCCCAAGUUCAUGGUAGUAAGUGCACUCUUUGAUUAAUCACACGCUAAUAUAGAUUACUGCCUCUAACUUUGUAAGUGUGGCAAUGACUUCUUAAUUAAAGAAAGAUGCAGGAGUUAUGUCUAAGCGUUCAGUUUUUCAAAUCUGUGUUAUUGGAAAUGUCUUCAAGUCAUUUUGCAUUGUAUUUUUGAUAUGAGAGGCAGCUUAUUGCGAUGUGUAUGGCCAUGUUUCAUUCUCAAAUUUAAUUCUAUAAAUACAAAUCCUAAAUACAUGGCUACAGCAACUGCACUGGAACAUUUUUGCUUGGUUUUAGGGAUUGAGAACUUGCCUUGCAGGUUUCCUUCCUCAAAAGGAGCAGGGCAGUCCUUUCCCUGUUGAGUCAAUUAGAAUUUUUACAUAGAGGUGAGACUGUGAAUUAUUUUGGUUAUUUUCAGUGAUGUAGAUUAGUGUGAAUGACCAGGGUGGAAUGUUUUUGAAGGAAUAUAAAGCAAAAACCGGUUGACAUUCACAAACUGUUCUUUUGUGAACAUAUUUUGGACCCUUAAAUAUGACUAAAAUCACAGCAAUAUUGUUACAUACGGGUUAUAUGCCAACUCUGUUUGAAAUAUACUCUGGAAAAACAGCUGAAUUGUCUUGGUUAUUAAAGUAUGGUAUGUAUUCAACUUGUACAGACUGGAUGUAAUUUGUAAUCAGGUAUAGUUCAUGUUUUACUUUAAGCAGUACAUCACUUAAUAACCAUUGUUAAGCCAUUGCUUUCAAGAAUGUUAACUGCCAAUUUAAAAGCAUGUGUCCUAGGUUCAUGCUUUGGUAAAGCUCUCAUUUCAAGUGUAUUCAUAGCUAAGCUUUCUGGGAGCAGAAUUGUCUCUUUGGUGAAAAGGAAGUACAGCCUUUCCUGUUUCUGAUGUUGCUUACCAUACAUGUAUGUCACUGUUUCAUUGGCCCUGUUACAUCCAUUUGGUAAAAUUUAUUUGUCCUGAUUAACCAGCUGUCAUUUUAUGGAAAUGAUGAUAAAUCUCACUACUUAAAUUUAAUUUAUGCUUUUAUUUUUAAACUCUCUUACAUCUCCACAUUUUUGAUGGGUACAUGCCAGUUAGGGCUGUAGAACUGUUACUUCAGUAAACUUCAGAUAUUAACUCUUGCUGCUAUGGCCCUAAUCCCCUAGUCAUAUGGAAAUCCUUUUCCUAACAGUUUACCUUAUCAUUCUUAACUUUGCUUAGUAAGAUUCCAUCCUACAAUGACCUUUUUCAGAUCCCCUAGGAAUUCUCAGAGAGGGGCUAGCAUUAGAUGUUAUAUCUCAAAUAUGAAAUCCUGUUCCUGGUUGGAAAACCUGAUCUGAAAUAAUUAUUUCCAAGAUUUUACAUCAGUAGUGAUGUUGAGCUUAAGAGAAAGAAAAUUUUGUCUUCAACAGAAGUAUUUAGUAAUAAUAGAUACUGAUUGAGUACACACAAUAUGCCCCAGGCACUGCUCUGAAGUACUUUUGCAUAACUAAAAUUCAUAAAUCCAAGAGGUAAGUACUGUUACCAUUUCUAUUUUUCAGAUGAGGCAACCAAGGUCAAAAAGAUGAAAUAAUAACUUGCUCAAGAUCAUAUAGCUAGUAAGCCCACUUUCCCAACUACAACUAUAAGUAGCUUCACCAAAUGUUUAAAAAAAAAAAUACCUUCCUUUCACAAAUAUGAAGAGGGGCACUUAGAGGAUUUGUCUGGUGGACUAAGACUAUGGGGUGUGCCAUGCCAUUUGAGGAUGCAAAAGGAGGGCGGUAUUCAGGAGAGUGUGUCAGAGCCCACCAGACACAUUGGAGUUUAUCCACCUAAACUACUAAUUACUACAUGGGCAUGAAUGCUGGCAUAUUGAGAAAGAAGUACCUAUUCUUACAUGAGCUCCCCUGGCAUAUUUAUAGAACCAAUAGGAGCAGUCUUCUAAAUGUACUUCACCCAGAGAAGAAAGUCAAAGAUCAUGCAUUUUUAUUCCUAACCCAUUAAAUAACUCUAAUGCUGAAGAUGGUAUUAAGUGUCUAAAUAUCUAAAGAAAAUGUAAAUACCUUUUACAGCCAUUUGGUUUUCUAAUAGGCAAUAGUAUAUUUCAAGCUCAGAAAUCUAAGAGAGAAAAAGCCUUUGGUCUUAACUGUAUUCAAUUUUUUACCUUGAGAUUUCAAUAUAUGUAAAAAAAAAUAAAAUACUGAUCUGGAAUAAAAUCCAAAAAGGUAUAUUUCCAUCCUAAUUCUUUUUUGACCUUCAGAUCUAUAUCUUAAAUUGCAAUUAGCAUGCUUUUGCUAGAAUCUUCUAUAGGUGAAAAGCCUCAAAUCUAAUAUGUCUAAAAUUGGCUUCCUUCUUGCUAAAUCACCUAUGAUGGUGUGACUUUCCUCCCCGUGCUUCUGCCAGACACUUGGGCCUCAUUCUUGACUCUUCCCUCCCCUCCUGUUCACCUGCAGUCAGUCACUCGGUUCUUUCAGCUCAGCCUUACAAAGGUCUAUUGAAUCUGUUCCCUCCAUCUCCUCUGCCAUUAUCUUGGUUUAGACCACCAUCUCCUUUUUACUUGGAUUUCAGUAUUUUUUUUUUUUUGAGAGACAGUCUCAUUAUGUUGCCCAUGCUGGAGUGCAGUGGCAUGAUCCCAGCAUACCAUAACCUCAAACUCCUAGGCCCAAGUGAUUCUCCUGCUUCAGCCUCCCAAGUAGCUAGGACUACAGGUGUGCCCCACCACACCUGGCUAAUUUUUGUUUGUUUGUUUUUUUGUAGAGAUGGAAUGUUGCUAUGUUGCCCCGGCUGGUCUCAAACUCCUGGGCUCAAGUGAUCCUCCCAUCUUGGGCUCCCAAAGUGCUUGGAUUAUAGACAUGAGCAACUGCAUCGGACCUUUCAGUAGCUGUUUAACCAGUGUCUCUCUACCCCAUUCAUUCAUUCAUCCAUCCAUCCAUCCAUCCUUCACACAGACCCCGAGUGGCCUCUCUCAACCACCACAAUUCUGACCUUCCUUGCUUCCUGACCUUCUUAAGCUUCCUUGCUUAACACCCUCCAGGUCUGAAGCUCUCCAUGACUCCUAGAUAUCAGCCCAAACUCCUUAGCAAAGUUCACAAGACCCUGCUCCCUGGCCUUGCUGCAUCUCUGGACUUGGUUUAUUCUCCCUCAAUGUGUUGAGGACAAGCAUGCCUAAAAGAGUGUGGGGUAAAUAAAAGGAGCCAUGAGUUUUGAUUCUUUUGUCAAUAAUGAUUGCUAAAUCUCCUAUGAUGGUGUGACUUUCUGAGGGAAAUUAACAAUGUUCUUUUAUCCAACAGAUAUUUAUAGGGUUCCAAUUAUAUUCCAGACUCUGUGCUAGAGAAAUGGCUAAAAGGCAGAUACUGGAGAUGAAAGGAUUUUAAUAUCUAAAAAUAAUGAAAAAUAAACUAAUUUUUGAUAGGUCCUUAUAGAUGUCAGUUUUUAGAACUGCAGUUGUGUAGGACUUUACCACUGUGUGCAGCAGAGACCAUGGAUAAUAACUAGCAUCCAAGAAAUUGAGUUGUUCAACCGAUAGAUCAAUAGCUAUAUUUACUAUUAAUUUAAUGUAAGACUAAAUAGAAGUAGGCUGUAAAUUCGAAAUGUUUAUUGACAUGUAGUGCUUUUCCUUGUAAUUAAGAGGUGAAUUAUCUUAAAAGUAGGAAGUUUUAAAUGUUAUUUUAAUAUUCAUACUUUUCCAGCUUAAUACAUAUAUGACAUCAAUAUCACUUCCAGAAUUAGAUUUAAUAAAAAGUUUAUUUGGCUGGGCGCGGUGGCUCAUAUCUGUAAUCCCAGCAGUUUGGGAGGCUGAGGUGGGCGGACCAUGAGGUCAGGAGUUCAAGACUAUCCUGGCCAACAUAGUGAAACCCUGUCUCUACUAAAAAUACACAAAAUUAGCCCAGUGUGGUGAUGUGUGCCUGUAAUCCCAGCUACUCAGGAGGGUGAGGCAGGAGAAUCGUGUGAGCCCAGGAGGCGGAGGUUGCAGUGAGCCAGUAUCGCGCCAUUGCACUCCAGCCCAGGCGACAGUGCAAGACUCCAUCUCAACAAAAAAAAAAAAGUUUAUUUUACUUUUCUACCCUUUUCAAUCUGUUCGUACCAGGGAACUAUUUAUAAGAGUGUCGCCUAAGAAUGUUUAUAUUCUCUUAACAUGUCAUCAGGAACAGUAGAAUAUGUGAGAAAAAUCUGAUGGUAAAUGCAGAACUCUUUCACAUCAUUCAGAAUUUUGAAAGGCUGGGUGAUUUUAAAAUGUGUCAUACUUGUCCUAGAGGUCCUCAAAAGACCUACUUUUAUCAUAAAUUACAGUUAAGUUCAGGCAGUGAUCUUAUUUCAGUUGUAUCAUCAGUAUUUUGCAAUAGUCCUGGGAAAGUGAAAAUAUAAGCUCUAGUAGUCUCGUUCAUGAUUUUAAGAUACCAAUUUGAAGUAUCAUAUUAUUCCAAGAAACAACUUAAUUCCAUGAUUUAAAAAAAAAUCCAAAACAAUAUUGUUAGAACAGUGCAACAAAUAUUUACAAGUCAAUAGUCUUUUCUUUGUAGAAUAUUACAUUUAUGGUUUCAAUAAAUGAUUUAGCAGUUAAAGCUGAGAUGAAGUAUGGUUCUCAUAUUCAAUCUUGAAAAACUAAACCAUCUUUAAAAAGUAGAACGUCCAUGUGAACUCAUGCCUGAAGCCAUGUUUGAACGCUAGGUAAAAUUGCCCUGGGACAGAACUGUAGUUCACCUUUAUGAAAUCAAUUUUAAACUUGUUAUUGUGAGCCACAAUAAAUACAGUUCACAUUGCAAACUAUCACACACUCAUACAAAUGUUACUAAAAAAACUUACCAAGUUAUAUCCUCUCUACAUGCAAUGCAUUCUGGUAUUUUCUCUUUCAUUUGCUUUUUUAAAAAGGUCCCACAAUCCACUAAUGAGUCACAACCUGUGGUUUGUAAAGUAGUGUUAGAAUGAACCCAUUGGCCACAUCAGAAAUAUCUAAGGAUUUUCUUUCCAACCUAAAAUCUUUUCCUUCUUCGUUAAUUAAGAGAUCUUAACAAAUGGGAAAUUCUGAGUAAGUUCCUGAAUUUUUCUUUCAUUUGAUCAUGGCCUUCUAGUGUUUACUAAAGUGGUUUUUCUUUUCACUGCCAUCCUUGGGUAUUUUUGUAUACUGGGUUGUAUUAGGGGUGAAGGGUUGAUGGGGUUGUAGGCCUGAGAGAAUCAUUUUUAUUACAGACUCUAUCCUUGACUAUAAUAUGAUAGCGUUACAUGGAGUUUAGUGACUCAUGAGCUCAUGUCUGACUCCUAAGGGGUCCUUUGUUAAUUCAGAUGACAUUGGUCUUAUCCGUUAUCAAGAAUCCAUGAGUUUGGCCGGGUGCGGUGGUUCAUGCCUGUAAUCCUAGCACUUUGGGAGGCCGAGGCGGGUGGAUCACAAAGUCAGGAGUUCAAGACCAGCCUGACCAACAUGGUGAAACCCCGUCUCUACUAAAAAUACAAAAAUUAGCCAGGAGUGGUGGCACGCACCUAUAAUCCCAGCUACUCA